This is a messenger RNA of Papaver somniferum (opium poppy), 1350 nucleotides long. RefSeq lists its product as uncharacterized. The record is from RefSeq and is a predicted model, not a curated record. Bases 1 to 1350 code for a protein of 449 amino acids. The transcript has 2 exons. NCBI's taxonomy places the organism in Eukaryota, Viridiplantae, Streptophyta, Magnoliopsida, Ranunculales, Papaveraceae.
AUGGAUAGAAAUAAGUCCAAACCCUUAGCUAGCUCUAGGUAUGGAAUGUAUGUGCUGAGUGAGGAAGAUGAUUUGAAUGCUAAAAUUGCUAGCCUGCAUAGGAAAGUUGAUGCUAUUCAGAAACUAAAUUUAGUUAAGGGACAGACUCAAAUAAAUCAGAAUACCUUGCAUACUUUGGAUGAGCUGAAAACUAGCAUAGGAUCUAUUGAAUCAUGUCUCAAUGCUAGGGAGAAAGGGACAUUGCCUGCCCAAACUCAACCUAACCCGAAAGCCCAGUAUGAAGCUAAUAAUGCAAAUAUUAAACAAGCUAAGGUUGUUACAACACUUAGAAAUGGUAAGGUGAUAGAGACUCCGAUGAAGGUAAACGAACCUGAGAAGUCUCCAAAACCCAAGGGUGGUGACUGUCACAGUGAUACUGAAAAUGAAAAUUUUAAUGUUGACAAGAAAAUGCAUGCUCCAUUUCCUCAUCGUUUAUUGUAUACUAAACCAUUGGCUGAUAAUAAGGAUAUUCUUGAUAUUUUGCAGCAGGUGAAAGUUAACAUUCCUCUCUUGAGUGUGAUUAAGCAAAUUCCAGCGUAUGCCAAGUUCAUAAAGGAUCUUUGCACCAUCAAAAGGAAGCACAAUGUGCAGAAAAAGGCAUUCCUCACGGAACAGGUAAGUGCUAUUCUUAAACACAACACUUCUCCCAAAUAUAAAGAUCCUCGGUGCCCUACUAUUUCUUUUAUAAUAGGGAAUUUCGUGAUCAAACAAGCACUUUUGGAUUUGGAAACUAGUGUAAACCUCUUACCGUUCUCGGUGUAUGAGCAGUUGGGCUUAGGUGAAUUAAAACCCACCCCAGUCACUAUACAACUUGCGGACAGAUCAGUUAAAGUACCGAUAGGGGUAGUUGAAGAUGUGUUAGUUCAAAUCGAUAAAUUUUACUAUCCAGUGGAUUUUAUUAUUUUGGAUACUCAACCUGUGGUUAAUGCUAGUAAUGAAAUACCUAUCAUCUUAGGUCGUCCUUUCCUUGCAACUGCCAAUGCUUUGAUAAAUUGUCGAAACGAUAUAAUGAAUCUUUCGUUUUGGAAUAUGACCGUUGAAUUAAAAAUCUUUGAUACAUGUAAAUAUCCGAGUGGCAGUGAUGAUAUCCAUGAGGUGAGGAUGAUUGAAACUAUUGUGCAGGAAAAGCUAUCUCAUCUAGAAGCUAAGGAUGCUUUAGAAGCCAGUCUUCUUAACCUUUUGGAUUUCGAUGAGGAUGGAUCCAUUGAAGAAGUCAAUUCCUUACAUCCCCAUUACUGGAUACAGAUAAGUGGCGGUCUAGAUUUGAAUAACUUCCAAUCAGUGAGACCAAGCCACUACCCUUAUCCAUAG